Molecule: messenger RNA, 1944 nt
Organism: Fundulus heteroclitus (mummichog)
Lineage: Eukaryota; Metazoa; Chordata; Actinopteri; Cyprinodontiformes; Fundulidae
Product: DNA replication fork stabilization factor DONSON
Exons: 12
Coding region: 138-1856 (572 amino acids)
Biological process (GO): nuclear DNA replication
Cellular component (GO): nucleus
Source: RefSeq, a predicted model, not a curated record
GAAAAGUGCCAAGAGAAGAAGAAGGUUGAACGAGUUUGCGCAGUGUGAAUGGCGCGAUAACCAAAUGUGUGAUUCAGUGUGUGGGUUAUUUCACUAUAUUUUUAGUUAUUUUGUCUCCUUCAACUAAAACCUCCAGCAUGGAUAAGCAGACCGACUCCUGGUCCAGCUGUAUGCGGCCUGCUGACAUCAUUCGGCUGAAGAGGAAAAGACCGCGAGACGGAGGCGAGAGUCCCGGAGACAGCGGCUCCGCUCCGGCGUCCGCUCCCCCCACGGCUUCCCCCGGCCUCCGCGGCCUGUCCAGGAGCAGAGGCACGCGCAGAAAUCCUUUUGUGACGUCGGACAGCCCCCUCGGUCGCCCGAAGAAAUUCGCGCUCAUAGACGAGGACCAUGAGGACGUGGGUGGCUUGAUAAAACUGAUGUCCGCGGAGAGGACGUCGGGGGACCGCAGAGGGUGUCCGUCCAGAGACAGCCUGGCGGAGACCGCUCUCCCUGAAGGUGAUUCCCAGCUGGAGACGGAGGAGCAACACGUUCCCGAUCUGCUGCUUGAGGACCCGCUGCAGGCCGCUCCUGUCCCCACCCCUCCUGCUGGCAGCGCAGAGUAUCCAGCCGACUGGAGCUUGAAAACCCGGGUGCUCUUCACCUCCCCGGCCUCCCUCUCCUGGACGGAGCAACCGAAGGCCCAGGAGGAGGCUCUGGGGCUCAGCAACAGCUGCAGAGCUCAGUUCGCCGCCCUGCCGCACAACCUGCAGGAGCCCAGGUCGUGGUCGGAGCUGCGGGCGGCCUUCCAGCGGUGCCUGGUGUACUGGCAGCACCCGUCCCUUCCCUGGCUCUCUCUGUUCCCCCGCAUCAACGCGGAGAAAAGCUUCUCUGGGAAGAACACGCCGUGGAUUCAGGACGGAGCCGUGCAGGAGAGCCUGAUGAAGGAAUGGUCCGUCGGUUUGUCGUCUCUCUACAGCCUUCUAAAGGCGGGGCUGUGUCCGUACUUCUACGUCUGCUCCUAUCAGUUCACAGUGUUGUUCCGGGCAGCAGGCCUCGCAGGGUCGCACUGCAUAACCGCCUUGAUUUCUCCGACGACCCGAGGUCUCAGGGAAGCAAUGAGGACCGAAGGUGUAGAGUUCAGUGUUCCCCUGCUGAAGGAAAGGAGGAAGAUCAGUAAGCAACUGAGAGGAGAGGAGGAGGAAGAGGAGGACAAAGAGUUUUUGCAGGUGGACGACGACUGCCAGAAAGGAGACGAAGAAGACAGCUUGUCGUGGCUCAAGGAGAUGGGAAUUCAGGACAAAAUAAGGACACCCGAAGGCAUUAACAUACAGCUACAAAAAGGAGCUCCAGCUCUGUCUGUGGACCAUAAGCCGGAGUCUGUUGUGUGCGUGGAGGGAUCCCACUCCUUCAACCUCAUCAACUUCCUCAUCAACUGCAAGAGCGUGGUGGCUGCAGCCGGCUCUCAGACCGGCCUACCGCCCACCCUGCUGGCUCCCACCGCCUUCAGAGGGGCCACCAUGAAUGUGCUGAAGGGCCGCAGCGUGAAUGCGAGGAACUUGGUCGAUUCUGCCUACCAGAACAUAAGCAGCCUGGAGGUCACAGGACCCAUCCUUCCUUCCUCGCUUCACGCCAUCACGGCUCUUCUUCAAACCGCCCAAAAAGGCGACUUCUCCGCUGCUCUUUACACUCAUACACCCACUGCUGUCAUGAACACAAAGACCUGCAAGGAUCAGUGUAACAAGGCAGUGGGAACCUUGGCUCACUGUGGUCUUCCUCCUGCUUCGGUCGAUCAGCUGCAGCAGCCCUCCACAUUGGGCAAGACUGCUCUGACGCACAUUACAAUGAAGAACCACAGCUACACCUGGAAGACUGGAUAGAACAGAGACGGCACAAUUCUGAAACCGUCACACUUCAAAGGAAGAGACAGCAUCCAAUGGCACUGCUUUUACCUCCUUUUAGACUUUU